AUGGCUGUGGGUAACAAACAACAAAAUCCUUCCUUUGUCCUGAAGGCAGUCAAAGAGGUUGUGUUUGAAGAUAGACCAAAGCCUCAACUGCGAGACCAAAACGAUGUCAUCGUACACGUCGCGCAAACAGGCAUCUGUGGAAGCGAUGUACACUACUGGCAGCGUGGCCGCAUUGGAUCCUAUGUCCUGACCGGUCCGAUGGUCCUGGGCCACGAGUCCUCGGGCGUCAUUGCGGAAGUUGGCUCCGAGGUCAAGCACCUGAAGCCGGGUGAUCGCGUAGCCAUGGAGCCUGGUGUCCCCUGUCGUCGUUGUGACUACUGCCGGGGCGGAUCCUACCAUCUCUGCGGAGACAUUAUCUUUGCUGCUACGCCACCAUGGGACGGCACUCUGGCAAAGUACUAUGUCAAUGCUGCAGACUUCUGCUACAAGAUCCCUGAUCAUAUGAACCUAGAAGAAGGUGCAAUGGUCGAGCCCGUGUCCGUUGCAGUCGCCAUCGCGAAGACUGCUGACUUGCGAGCCCAUCAAAAGGUGGUUGUGCUUGGCUGCGGCCCCAUUGGCAUCUUGUGCCAGGCCGUUGCAAAGGCCGCUGGUGCUGCCAAGGUUAUUGGUAUAGAUGUCGUGCAAUCUCGUCUGGACAUCGCCAAUUCCUAUGGCGUCGAUGGAACGUAUAUGCCACAGCGUGCCGAGCCCGGCGCUGAUGCCAUGGAGCACGCAGAGCGGACUGCAAAUGAUAUCAAGGAGAAGAUGGGACUUGGUGAGGGCGCUGAUGUCGUCCUGGAGUGCUCGGGGGCCGAAGCUUGCAUACAGAUGGGAAUCUAUGUAGCGCGCCGAGGCGGAACAUUUGUCCAGGCCGGUAUGGGUAAAGAGGUCGUAAAUUUCCCCAUCACUGCAGUUUGUACCCAGGGCCUGGUCAUCAAGGGUUCAAUCAGAUACUUGACUGGCUGUUACCCGGCAGCCAUUGACCUGAUCUCGAGCGGGAAGAUUGACGUCAAGAAGCUCAUCACGAAUAGAUUCAAGUUCGAGCAGGCAGAGGAGGCGUUUGAGCUCGUUCGACAAGGUCGACAGGAUGUCUUCAAAGUCAUGAUUGAAGGAGUACAGGCAUGA
This is a messenger RNA of Pestalotiopsis fici W106-1, 1104 nucleotides long. RefSeq names its product D-xylulose reductase A. The coding region runs from base 1 to 1104 and encodes 367 amino acids. The transcript is spliced from 3 exons. Lineage: Eukaryota; Fungi; Ascomycota; Sordariomycetes; Amphisphaeriales; Sporocadaceae. Gene Ontology annotation, molecular function: zinc ion binding; L-iditol 2-dehydrogenase (NAD+) activity. Gene Ontology annotation, biological process: D-sorbitol catabolic process. The record is from RefSeq and is a predicted model, not a curated record.